UUCCUUCUAGUACUCCAAAUCAAUCUGCUGCCUCCCACAUCUCACCGGCCCCCACUCUACAGUCUCUACUCACUAAAAAUGCACUCGCCUUGCUACAUAGAACCACCACCGCCGCCGCCUCCUAUGUUCCUCUCAUCUCCGAUACCCACGGCGCCACCAGAACCACUUGAUCUAGAAUUCAGUCAUCAUCAACCCAUACCCAUCGGCAUCCCAAUAAAUACCCUGCCUGUGUGUCCAAUUCAACCUCUGCUCCCCUGGUCUACUGGCCUCUGUGACUGCUGUGCUGACGUUGCUAAUUGUUGCAUCACAUGUUGGUUUCCAUGCAUUACGUUCGGCCAGAUGGCUGAGAUUAUUGACAAGGGAUCAGUUUCCUGUGGAACAAGCGCCCUGAUUUACCAAGUUAUGGCUUUGACCACUGGUUGUGCCUGCAUGUACUCCUGCUUCUACCGGAGGAAGCUGAGGCAGCAAUACUUGUUGCAGGAGAGUCCUUGUGAUGAUUGUCUGGUUCACUUCUGUUGCGAGCCAUGCGCCUUGUGUCAAGAGUACAGAGAGCUCAAGAACCGUGGAUUCAACAUGUCCAUAGGAUGGCAUGCUAACGUGGAAUGGCAAAAUCGUGGAAUAACAAUGGCUCCAAUGGUGCAAGGAGGCAUGAUCCGAUAGACUGAACAACAUAUGUACUUUAACUAUAUA
Nelumbo nucifera (sacred lotus) is the source of this 690-nucleotide messenger RNA. Its product is annotated as protein PLANT CADMIUM RESISTANCE 2-like. NCBI's taxonomy places the organism in Eukaryota, Viridiplantae, Streptophyta, Magnoliopsida, Proteales, Nelumbonaceae. The record is from RefSeq and is a predicted model, not a curated record.